AUGUCUGAAAGCAUAGAGCAUUGUUCUUCUUUUGUCACUACUGAAGAUAACAAUGUAAGAAUUUUUAAAACACCCACUCAGCCUUUUCUUCCUAAAAUAUAUUAUAAUUCUGGAGGUGAUAAAGAGUAUAUGCCAUGUUGUUCUUUUGAAAACAAACCUUUUGUUGGAAUGAUAUUUGAUACCCUUCAAGAUGGUAUUGCCUUUUAUUACAAAUAUGCUAAUGAGUGUGGAUUUAAAGUCCGUUCUAGUACUACUAAAUCACAAAAGAAUAAGAAUGAUCCUACUGGUAAAGGAGUUACUAUAAUUAAAUAUUUAUUAUGUAGCAAAGAAGGGUAUGUGACAAAUAACAAGAAAUCUGGUAAACAAGUUGAAGGUGCUUGUUUAAAGAGAAAGAUUGUGAAGAGAGUUGGUUGUCCUGCUAAGAUAAAAUUUAGGUUUUGUACUGGUGGACAGUAUAUGGUGUAUUGUUUUUAUGAAUCUCAUUCUCACCCUUUUUCUACUCCUAUUACUAGGCAGGUUACUAAACAUGAAGUUGGUUUAAAUUUUGCUCAUAAGAAGUUUAUUUUUGACAACUCAAAGUUAAAUAUAGGGGUUGUUAUGUCUUAUAGGAUCAUGAAAGAACUUUGUGGUGGGUUUCAAAAUGUCAGGGGCAGUAAAAAUGAUUUCAAAAAUUUUUCUAGGGACUUGAAAGUUUAUAUCUCUAAUGUUGAUGGUGUAAUGUUUGUUCAGAACCUUAAACAAAAAGUGAAAAUCAGUAGUGGGGGUUAUUAUUUUGAUUACUGUGUUGAUGAAAGUAGGCAUUUGACCCGUGUCUUUUGGGCUGAUGUUAUUGGUAGAAGAGAUUAUCAAUUAUUUAAGGACUAUUUAUCUUUUGAUUCUACCUAUGAUACAAAUAAAUAUUCAUUGGUUUUCUGUCCUUUUACUGGUGUUGAUAAUCACAAGAGAUGUGUUACAUUUUGUGCUGCUUUAUUAUCUAAAGAAGACAUAGAUUUUUUUGUGUGGCUAUUUCAAACUUUUUUGAAGUGUAUGGGAAGAGAACCCUCUUGUAUUAUCACUGAUUAA
Molecule: messenger RNA, 1062 nt
Organism: Chenopodium quinoa (quinoa)
Lineage: Eukaryota; Viridiplantae; Streptophyta; Magnoliopsida; Caryophyllales; Amaranthaceae
Product: protein FAR1-RELATED SEQUENCE 5-like
Exons: 1
Coding region: 1-1062 (353 amino acids)
Biological process (GO): regulation of DNA-templated transcription
Source: RefSeq, a predicted model, not a curated record